UAUUAUUUAGUUUAAUUAAAAAGACUAUUAUGGAUCCAUCUGAAAGUAAUUUAGGCAAACUAACAGAGGAAUCAUUUAAACGCAAAGAACGUUUACGCCAGUUAAGAGAAAAAGCCGCAAAAAAUGCAGCUAGUAAAAACGACUCCAACAGCGAAGAAAAAUUACCCAAACCCAUAUUCCGUAGUUAUAAGCCUCAAAAUGAAACAACCGAAGGUGAGAUACUGCCGCAAGAGCCAUCCGGAGAUAUUGAAACGGCCGUAGAAGAUCAACUGGAAUUGUUGAAACAACCUAUCAUUAUAGAUGAAAUUGAUAUUACUAAUUUAGCUCCACGUAAGCCUGAUUGGGAUUUAAAGCGAGAUGUGUCUAAGAAAUUAGAGCGUUUGGAAAGAAGAACACAAAAAGCCAUAGCAGAGUUAAUCAGAGAAAGACUGAAAAAGAACCAGCAGGGAAACGAUAUAUUUCAGGCAGUCAAUGUGGGUACAGCUCAUGCUGGCGAAUCAACAAACACCGAAGAUGAUUGAAUGGGAAAUUAAUUUAUAUUUAUAAUUAUUUGUUAAAUAAAUAAAUGAAAGCUAAACAAAUUA
Messenger RNA from Calliphora vicina (urban bluebottle blowfly), 584 nucleotides. RefSeq names its product coiled-coil domain-containing protein 12. The record is from RefSeq and is a predicted model, not a curated record. Lineage: Eukaryota; Metazoa; Arthropoda; Insecta; Diptera; Calliphoridae. Gene Ontology annotation, cellular component: U2-type spliceosomal complex; post-mRNA release spliceosomal complex. Bases 30 to 521 code for a protein of 163 amino acids. The transcript has 2 exons.